Porites lobata is the source of this 10557-nucleotide messenger RNA. The record is from the annotation of a GenBank genome assembly. Lineage: Eukaryota; Metazoa; Cnidaria; Anthozoa; Scleractinia; Poritidae.
UUCAGGCACGGGGAGCAGUUUUACAAAAUGGCGGCCCUCAGGGAAAGCCAUUGAUUGUGUGCAAUUCCUGUUUUAUGCAGCGAAUUCUGUAGUUUUCUUCCCCUUGGUUUAAUAGUCAUGGUUAAAUGCCGAUGGGAUCUCAUUGCAUCAGAGUUACAGCACCAGGAAAGAUAAUCCUUCAUGGAGAACAUGCAGUCGUUUACGGAAAGGUGAGAACGUCUGUCAAGUCUACCAAGACCAGCACAUACAUCAUUCCGUUUUGUAAAUAUCAUCGUGAUAAAAACCCUGUUCUGUUACAUUAUCCAUCACUUUCCUUUGCACAGAAAGCUGUUGCAACUGCCAUUGGAUUAAGGACUGUAGUGAAGCUUGAAUCACAGAGAGAUCAACAUGUUAGACUCAGUUUGCAGAACUUCAACAUUACUUGCAAAUGGAAACAAGAUGAGCUUCAGAAAGAUGUCAACAGGCUUCUUGGUUAGUCCUUCCCCCUUUUUAUUUUCUUUUUCCUUUUUGUUCUGGCUUAACUGCAGAAUACCCUUCCACUUUCAAGCAACCCCCAACGAAUUGGUGGAUAAGGAUCAGUCACUGCGUAUCCAAAUAAUUACAGUGUAUGCACUUUGUCACUUCAUAUCCGCGUAUCCACUUAAAAAAAAUCACUGCAUAUCCCAUUAUCCACAUAUCCACUUCCAGUUUUCUCUCUAAAUUUCAGCUCGGCAGGCAAGGAACCAUUCAUUGCUAGUGAGGCAAAAAAUAUGUGUCAGAGAUGUACUUUCUUGGAAGGGAGAUGGGGUAGUGCCGUGGGGGACUUGGCCCUGCCCUUGGGAGCUAAGUUCUCUGAAACAUUAUUCCCUCCUUUUAAGAUCGACCAUAAAACUCCAAAAAUUCCCCCCGACAUGUAUAAGCCCCUCCGAAAACAAAAUGCAAAAACACCUCCGUUAAAUCACCCCUCCAAAUGGCCCCUGUGGGCUUAUACUUGGAAAUUGUCCUCAAAUUCAAAAAACAAACAAACAAAACAAAAACAGUGUACAGUAACACGUGAAUUUGCCAAAGAACUAUUAGUUUAUCAGUUUAUUUCUGUUUGAGUAGUUCGCUCUUCGCUCUUGGCUUAAGUUUUUUUUUUUAAUAAGAUUCAUAAUUUUUUGGUAUGAACAGAGUUCUGUACUUAAUCACUGACAUUACUUUACCUUUGAACUGAGUAUUGCAUUUUAGUAAAUGAAUUUACAGUUGUGUUUUAAGUUUGCAUGGCUCAGUUUUAAAAGGUCUAGGUCCUCACAGUGAGUUCAGUCAGUGAAAACUUCAUGCAAAUUACUGACAUAAAUUUUCUUCCACCUAUAAGAUAGCCUAAUCAAUUUUGAAAUGCAAAUUUCCCUCCAAGCAUAAGCAUAACUGAUUUUGGAACAAAAGAAAUAUAAGCCAAAUCAUCCAUUGUCAUCUUAAGGCAACAAUUAUUAAAAACGUUUGAUUCCGUUUUGCCACUCAGUAACUUUCCAGAUUUUAAUUGCUGCUAUUUUCUUUUUUACUGAUUGCAAUGAGUUGAACUUGCACAAACUGCGUAAAUUAACCAGCUCUUUUAAUUUUUGAACCUAAUUGGUUUAUACAGCUACAUCUUCUAUGGAUUAACUCACAUGUUAAUGAGCAAAAAUGUAAACAAUGAUGUCACAAUGAAUCCGGCUACACACUUAUAUGCAUAUAAAGCUUGUCGUAUUUGUAUUUGUCGUUCUUAAUGCCUUUGAAGGUGAAAAGUGCAUAAAAGCAAUAAUUGCGUAUCAGCUAUUUCAGGGUUACAGCUUCAAAGUGAUAAGGUUUUCUGCAGUUACUCCUUUUUUGUAUGUUUGUUUGUUUGAUUUUUAGGGCAAUGAAAAGAGCAAUGAAAAGCAGGCUAAAAUUGAGCAAGAUCACAUGUUUUCAUCUUGUUCUCUCUGGAUAUGCUAACCUACCCCAUAAUUUCACAAAUUAUUUAGUUUGUAAUGUGAUCACUCUUCUUGUCAAUUGAGCCUAGUUGAAAAAUGUCUCACCAGUGUAAAGGGAGUUCCAUCUUUCCCCUUUUAAUAAAUUGUUAUACAACAUGAAUUUUAAAGCAUCUGAAAUAUGAGAAAUAGGACUAUUGUCACAAGUUAUAAAAAAUUAGCCCAAAUACCAACAAACUUCCCUUGUUUCCCUCUAUUUACCCAAAACAGACAGAAGAGUUCAAACUAGACGCACAACUGUGUGACCUUCAGGGCUUCCCUUGAGCAAAUUUUGCCAGAUAAUAAAUUUCAAAUGAGUAAGAUUCGUGUCGGAAGUUAGUCUUCAAAGGCAAUGGAUAGUGAAAUAUUAGAACAACAGUCCAUAUGCAUAAACAUUAUGCUUGCGUGACUAUAAUGUAUUAAAUUGCAAUUUAUUCACCUUAGGAAAGUGGCCAUGUGCUUUGAUUUAGUCAGCUGACACUGACCUGUUUUACGCAUACUUGCAUACUAUCUUGUGCAUGCACCAGAGUGCAAUUUGUGCCAGAAUGAAACACCAAGCCCAUUUUUGAGCCCAGGCAUUUCCUUCAAAAGCCCAAACAAAUAGAAAGACAUAAAGGUGAUGUUACACAGGAGGAUUCGCAACGACGAUUUUUAGUGCAACACUGCUUUGCAAUAUUGGAACCAUGCUUAAUCCAUUCAAAACAAUGAUGCAACAAUGGUGUUUCACUCUGUCAUGGUAACAAUCAGUGUUGCUCAUCAUCUCAUAUAACACCACCUUGGUGAAGAAGUUAUAGGUUUCCAUCUGGGGGGUGGGGGGAUUCAGGAAUUUUUGGGUGGGAAUGUGCCACUGGGACCAUGGAACCCUUAGCCUCCUGAGCUAGUUCAGCUGAAUUUUACGACCCUCUAAUGGAGAUACCUCCCCAAAUGCCCCCUAUCCUAUGGUAGCAUUUUCCAGAAACUACUGAGGUGACUAAGCACCGUCCAGCCAGAACAAAAUCUUCAACCAAUUGACCACUCCACCCGUGGGAGUUAAAAUGGCCCCAAGAGAAACUGAAAACAAUGCUCAUGCAAAAUUUUGGGGUGACAAACAAAGAGCAUUAUGGUAUGUUAUGUUAUUUUCUGGAGUGGUCAAUUAAUCAGUUUCCUGGAAAAUGAUACCCCAUUCUAGACCUUAACUUAGCUUUAUUAUUCCAUCGUUCAUGUAAGUACUGACUCAGUAAAGGCAAAGCCCAGGGCUUAUACGGCCUGUGGUGAGAAUGACAGAAAUUAGUUUUAUAUAGAAAAGGAGACUGUAGGCUAAAUUAAGAAAAACUGAAACAAGAUAUGAAACUAAGAUUAAGUAAGCUUACAUGCAUGCAGUCCUAUAAGACUGAUGACAAAUAAACUAAAAAUAAACCCAUGAGAAUCUGGCACUAAUUCAAUUCAGGCUUAAAAAGUAAAGUUUUAGGUUCUUUUUAAAGUUAGUGGUAGUGACACUGUUAAGGACAGCGAAAGGGGAUAUCAUUCCAAAUAAUCAGGGCUUGACAACUAAUAGCAAAUUGAUACCUGAGGGACAUUGUUAUGCAAGUUAAAACAAGAAUGAGUUAGAUAAUCAUGAAAAUCAUGAUUAAAGACCCAAACUCCCCCUAUUUGUAUACCUUACCCCAGGGUAAACUGCUUUAAAACCUUACCCCUUACAGCAGCACAUACCCAAAUAGACCAAAUGUGUCAGCGCCCCCAGGGUUUCCACUUAUAUAUUGACUAUCUAUUACUGUUUCAGCUUUUUCAGGUUGUUCUCAUGAGGCAACAGAGUUGUUCAACAAAUUUGUAGAACACUGUCAACAAAUGGAAGAAACUAAGAAGGUUAUGAUAAAUGCAAUCAGGGUUUUUGUUUUCCUAGUUGGAAAGAUUGUGAAAGACGUUAACAGGUGAGUGGCGCGGGGGGUACUUCUUACAACGACUGAGGCUCCACCUGAAAGGGUUGCCUUUUUAAGGGUUCAGGUAUAUGAAAGGGUAGGCCGGGCUGUCGUUACAAUAGAGAGGAAAAGUCGUUAUGUCACGUUGCCAUGGUAGCAAAAUUUUUGGAUGAAACAAACCGAUUAAGUCACUUUAAAGUCUAUUCACACUAUUUCAAACUUCACUGAUCAGAUCUUGGGGAAACUUUCGUGGGAUCUUAUAUAUUGUUAUUUAAGUUUAGAAAAAUAAAACAACAAUUUUUUUUUGUUGUGUUCACCUACUCCAUAAAGCAGGCUUGUGAAAUUAGGAAGUUUCAUGUCGUAGUGGUGAAACAAUGGCAACGAAAUGUACAAAAUAGCAUCUUGUUGUUUGUGAAUAUAAACAUAUUAUUUUGUGCCAUUCUCCUUGCUGUCACCGUCAUCGUUGGUUUUGUUGUCAUCCAGAAAUAGUGUCACCAUGGUAACAUGAUGUCACACUUCUCCUCUCUAUUGUACAGCUAGGAAAUUCUGUUGGUUUUAUUCUCCUCUUGUGUCCUAUAAGAGUAGCCAAGGCUCACACUCAUAGUAGCUGGGGAAAAUCCCUGACCCCCAGCUCUUAGUGACAGCCCUGGGUAGGGAUUCCUGGAGUUGAAUUAUAUGAAAGGGUAGGGAAAUCUGUCAUUUUGCUCUGUAAAAAGGCCAAAAACGGUUAUGAUCCCUGUCAAAUGCAUUUUAUGGCUGUGAAAAAGUUUAGUGGAUGUUUCAGUUUUGUGAUUCAUGCAAACAGUUGACUGCUGAUAACUCAAGCCCUCGUUAACUCGAACCGAAGUCGAUUUCCCCUUUAUUUCCUUCAUACAUUAACCUUUUGAGCCCCAAUAUCCAUUUACAAAUUCUCCAAACUGAUCUCUAUACAUUUCCUUCAAGAAGAAGUUGAGAGAAUUUGAUAAAAGAUCACGGCAUUUUUCCUUAGGUGAUCAUUUUAUUAAUUCUCAUAACCUAAUCUCUUGACAUUGUAUGGAUAUGAUUAGGAGAAAAUUGAUGUUAGUCACUAUUGGGACUUAUAGGGUGAACUGUAAUACCCUUGGUAACUCAAACCCAUGUACAUGUUCUUAUGGGGAGUGUAUGGAAGGGAGGGGUACCUGUGCAGUGCAUAUGAAAAUGCUAUAAUAGACCAUUUUGCAGUUGUGGACUAAGUACCCUAGCGUUCUAGUGAAUGUGAGGCUGAGGUUGACCUUGUUCUGAUACAUACCUACUUUGCUUUGUUAUGAAAAUUGUCCUUGAAAAAUACUAGUUAGCAUAAGAAUAACUUGAUUUACAAAGUAAAGCAGGAAGGUUUGUAUCAAAACAAUGUCACCUCCAGCCUCGCUUCCAUUCAUAACUGUAAAAUGGGCUAUUCCCUCUAUAUUUAACAUAACAUAACAUAACAACUUCAUUUAAAUGUUGAUCUCUAGCUUUAAAAGUUAAUUGGGGACGCUAAAAUAUUAGGAAAAAAUUAUAAAAUGAGUUUAUACAUGGUAUCAACAGGUAAAUUUGUAAUUCUCUAAAAUCUCAAAUUCAAAAGUUGAAAUUUAAAAGAUAAAAGAUUAUGGAGUCAUCCCCACUAAAAUAUACAGAAAAUACUAAAAAUAUUUCUUAAAAUUCUCAAGAACUACAAGGGCUGAUCCAGGAUUUUUCUUAGGAGGGGGGUGCAGCACUAAGUAAUAAAAAAUGUAACUGACCGAUGACAUAAACAAAUUUUUAUACAGAAUACCAGUUGUAUUACAAAGCCGCAGGUCAUCUCAGGGGGAGGGGAUGAGCACCCCCUGCACCCUCCCCCUAGAUCCACCCCUGUUAAAUGAUGUUAGGUAGAAAUGGCAAGGUGCAAACUAUGUCCUGUAGUCUCAGAACAUCAGGGCUCGAAAUUAAAAAAAUCCUCAGGUUGCCUUUUGGCGACCAACUGUAGAAGUAUAGUCGCCAGAUGCAAAUUUUUAGUCGCCAGUUUGUAUAAUGUAAAUGACGCAGCUCAUAGUAAUAAGUAUGGUGUGAUGCAUCAGAUUGAAAGCAAAGCAAGCAAGUUGAAUAAUGUUUUGUUUUAACUUUACUCUUUUAAUUUAAUUCUAAAUCAUAGAGAAACGUGGUCACCAAUUUGGUGACCAAACCAGAAUUUUAAGUCGCCUAGGAGAAAAUGUUAGUUGCGUUGGCGACCGUAUCAGUCGCAAUUUUGCGCCCUGUAACAUACAUGUAUAUGUUGUAAGUUAAUUUGUUUCCUAGACCAAUCUCCUGACCAAGCCUCCAUGACAAAAUCUUUCCACACUUUUCUGUCUGGCAUUGCCCUUUGUCAGUUAAGCUUGAAAAGGUAGUUUUGAUCCACGCAAGUUUAUUGAAAAUUUAAAGUACUAAAUGUGUAAUUUGAAUUCGCCAAAAAACCUCACCUGCCCAUUGGGCAAGUUAAGAACAGAACUGGCUAUCAGACAGGACUUUCUUUGCACGCCACUGUUUGAUCAUUUGUUCUGGUGCAAUUUCUCUAUCAUUGACAGACUGGGUUCCUUCUCAGUUGAAAUUAACUCGUCAAUUCCUAUUGGUGCUGGUCUUGGUUCUUCGGCAUCUUACAGUGUCUGCCUUGUCACAGCCCUCCUAGCAGCCAUGGAAGCAAUUCCUUCAGUUCAGGAAACAACAACUGCUACCUUAUCCGUUGCCGAGAGUGAGGGAACUAUUUCUCUGCCUCAUCAAGAUCUUGCAUUAAUCUGUGACUGGAGCUUAGAAGCUGAAAAGCUAGUUCAUGGGAACCCAUCAGGAGUAGACAAUUCUAUUUGUACAUAUGGUAAGUUGAAAAGACUUCUUCUUUAACCGUGGCAGGAUUAGCUCAGUCGGUAGAGUGCUUGACUGCAGAGCAGGAGGUCGCAGGUUCAAUUCCAGGACUGAACCAACACUCAGGGUCUUAAAAUGACUGAGAAAUGGAGGUACUGCCUUUGCCCUGCAAAUGGCUAGACCCUUGCAUGGCUCGGAUAACCACGUAAAAUGGCGGUCCCGUCUCCAGUAUUAGACAUAAAAAUGUAGUGUCCCCAUUUAGUGCUAAUGACACAAGGGCACAUUCAGUUGAUGGUUUUCUGGAUAAUAGAGUACAUGGAAUGAAUUUUCCUUGUUUUUAUCCCAGUAUUCUUGUGUGUUUUAAUAAAGUCAUUAACAGUUAUGUUUUUGCAUGCUUUUAUUUCUCAGGAGGGGCUCUAACAUUCGAAGAUGGCACUUUAAACUGUUUGACAAGGUAACUUUAAUGGUGGUCGUACGCAAUGAACUUAAUGCCCCUUCCAGGGAUGUCACUAAGAUUUCAAGCUGCCUGGUAAAUACAACAAGUUAGCAGGAAAUCAAACAGCUAGGGAUUUCUGUUGGUUCCAUUUUUCUUCUAUUUUUCAAUGAAAGUUGCCGGGGGCCAUGUUCAUAAUAGCCGGGAAAAUCCCAAGCCCUCAUCUCUUCAUAACAACCCUGCCCUUCAGUCCUGUACUAUUGACAAGUUUAUAUUUUUUGUUUAUUAUUAUCCCUGUACUACUGGGCAUCAGUCAACAAAACACUUGCCAUGGGUAAACCAUUCAGUCAAAUCAAUUUUUCUUUAGACCAAGGAGUAAUAAUGGGUUUAUACGUUCUUGUAGCUUGUUGAAUGUACCACUUUGUUUGUCUAGUUGUCUUAGCAACAAGAUAUGAGCAGCUAAGAGCAAAAUCAUAAUAUGAUCUAAAUGUAAGUUUCGUAUUCUUUUACACAGGAUACCUCAACUAAAGAUUCUCAUAACUAAUACUAAAGUUGCUCGCAGUAUUAAGGACUUGGUGUCAGGUCUCAGAGAAAGAUAUCAGCAGGUAUUUUGUUUGGAAGUAGGGUAUACAUGUAGUUUAGUCAGUGAAAAGAGGGAAUUAUACCAUGAUUAAUCAUAACUAUCACAAAAUUCUCAAAUCUGAUUGGCUAUCAACUGUCCUGAUUUCAGCACUAAAAGUGUAAUAGGACAGCAUGUGUCAUGCUCCUGUGUAAUUGGACAGUAUAUGCACCAUCAUGGCUUUUUUCUUUCACUGCCAGAAAACUCUUUGAAUUUUUUGAAUUUUUUAUUUUUGAUUAAUUGUUGGUGACAGAACUCCAUUUCACAGCUAGGCAAGUUUGCCUUUGUUGAACAGGGUAGCCAAAAUAAUGCAACAUUGUUGUUCACUCCUGAUAAUUAAAAAUUGUUGAAGACAACGUUUGGUGGAAAUCAAACUUCAGUCAUUAUCAUUCAACUUCAUGAAACAUGGUGCAACAUUGUUCAACAUGGUGUCCAAAAAUAUGGAAUAUGUUGGCCCAAUGAUGUUGAACACCAUUGCAUCACUUGUUCAGCCGGGUUUAAGGUUAAAGGUUUGUUCAUAGUGGAAGUGCACUUAGCUUAUCCAGCUAGUUUACAGGCACUCCACUCAAAUAACUAGAAACAAAUAAUUCAAAUACAACAUAACAGGAUUAAAAACCCCAACUGGCAGGAGGCAAACAGUUGGCUAUUUACAAGAGUGGCCAACGAUUUCAACUUGUAGCUUGCGUAGCUGGUGGUUUUUGUUCCACACGUGUAAAAAUUAAAAAUGUGAAGCCACCAGAAAAAUACAGUGUGUAAAACCAUUGUUUUCUCAUUGUUCUCACCUCAAUCUCUUUGCGGCUUCAUGACUUGCUUGCUCAUUUGCAUGUUCAACAAAUAAACCCACCAGCCACACAGGCUCCAUUGAACUUGAAUCAAUCGAGAACAAAUCCAGGUAUUGGUUAGCGCAGGAAUUGAAACCGGGACCACUGUAAUGUGAGUCUGAUGCAGUGAACACCUGGCAAUGUUGUCUCCUUUCGUGUAGGUGAUAUCAUCUACAUGUGUUGUGCUUUACCUCUCUCUCUCUCUCUCUCUCUGUUUAUCAGCUUCCAGCUGUGUAUAGUCCCUUGUUUGAUGCCAUUGGUGCUAUUGCAGAUGAGUGCUGUGUUUGUCUAGAGAAGCUCUCUCAUGCUCAAGGUACAGUGCCUAGGGGGGGUACUCCUUUUUAUAAACCAUAUACUAAGGUAUGUGCCGCUCCAAGGGGUGUGGUUUUUGUGCCUUUAUGGUCUAAAAAUGGGUAUAGAUUUUGCCCAUUUUGGUCUGGAAUCGGGUAUGGUAUUUGGGGCAACUACAGGAGUGUAUGAACGUAUUAUUUUAUCGUUUCAAUUCCAAAUGAAUAAGAAAGAAAGAGAAAUAUGCGAAUUCAAAAUGGAUUUGAAGAAUUUUUUUUGUUUGUGAUCUAAUCUAAGCAAUGAUGACAUAAUUUCUGCCUAAAGGCCAAGUCUGAAAACAGGUAUGGUUCUUAGAGGUCUGGUUUAAAAACAGAUGUGGAAAAUGACUUUUUUGGUCUGAAAUAGGGUCAAGAUUUGGGGAACUGGGCGGUACACCCCCGCUAAGAAUUCCCAGGAGUACCCUCAAGAUACAGUGCAAGUAACUACAAUGCAAAUGUAGAAUUAGCCUUGCUUUUCUAUAUGGUAUUCAGUAAAAUUGUACCCGAUAAUUCUGGCAUGUGAAAAAUCAUGUUACCCUACGCUGCAGAAUGAUGGUCUAUUCAACUCGCUGAGGAUGUAGCUUUUUGCUUGAGUUCCAAUAAAGUAACCUUGGUUGGAAACCUGAUUCGAUCGAGAGUGGAUUUUACCUACAGUUAGAAUGCAAGGCAGGUAUAUUUUAGUAACCUGUGAUCAGGUGUCCUUCUUCCCUUUUUGUUUGGAAGACAAGGGGACAAAACACCUGAUCGUAGGUUAAUCUUUUGGGUGCGCAAAAGUUCUUAUUGCAGAGGUGAUUUUUGAAAAACUUUUGUUUUCUUUUUUUUUUUCACUGAACAGCCAAGGCAAACACUACCUGGCCAAAUCUCCGAGAACACUAUGGUGUGUUAGAGGUAGAUAUGUCUCAUGACUCUACUACCUUAAGAGUAACGACAUAAGGUGACCCUAUAAUUAUACUGUAUUACUGCAUGCUUGCUAAAGCAACUCAAGUAGCCACUCCCGCAGGUUUUUUAAUCAUAUUUUUUUUCUCUCGGCUUGUUUUCCCCUUAUGCCCUCUGCUGGCCCUUUACAUUUAAUUGAGAUUGGCGACAUUUAGCCAUAUACAAACAGCAAGGUUAAAUUUAGGGAAGAUUGAUCGAGUUGGAUUGACUGUCAAAUCCAUCCUUACAUUUCUGUCCUAAGACCACACUUUUACAGUGAAACGGGGAAAACCGUAAGCACCAGAAAUAUUUCAGGAAUGUUAUUGUGUUGCAAGAAAAAAGCCAAUCCCUCAUGAGAAAACUGAACAGCAAGCAAGGACGUUAAUAAGAUUGUGGUUUUAAGGGUAGUUCGCAUGUCCUGAUCUUUGCUGUGAUAAGUCGUAACACAAUAAACAUUCCUGAGAUAUUUCAAGCGUUCACGGUUUUCCCAGUCGCUCUGUAACAGAGCUAAGGCAUAUCUGAAUAGGCUAUUUCAUGCAUGCAGUGGAUGAACAUGUUCAGCUGUAUUUUCACAUACUUCGUUUGAUGGCAUCUGUUUAUAUAACACACAGAAGCUUAUUGACCUGAACCAACAGUUGCUUGUAACGUUAGGAGUUAGUCACAGCUCACUGGACGAGCUAUGUUGUGUGACAUCCAAAUAUGGUCUACAUUCCAAGCUGACAGGAGCCGGUGGGGGAGGAUGCGCUUUUACUCUUGUCACACCAGGUAACAUUAAAGGGACAGAAUUGUGUAAACUACGC